GUGGAAAUUUUCCAUACUUUGCUACAUGGAUAUGUAGGUGCCAAUUACAUAGAGCGCAUGCUAGCAGCUACCAGUGGAAUAGAACCCUAAUGUGGAAUCCCUUGUUUGCCUCUUCAUCUCAUACAUAUUCCUUCAUCUUUCCAUCAUUCAGCACCUCUUUUACAUAAAAUUCAGCUUAGCAGUGUGUUUUCUUGUAUCAUGGGAGAGCAGAAUCAGCCAAAUUCCCUAGAAACACAAUGGGCAUUUCUUGGAAAUACAAAUGAUUCUUAUUAUCUUGCGGGCCAUGAACUUAACAAGCAAUACAUGGCUGGAGUUGGAAUUGAUGGGAUCCAUUAUGUUCCUGUGCCUUCACCUCAGUGGAUCCAUGACCAGCAAACACCACAUAAUUAUGUAGAAUAUCUUGCAGAGAAUGUGGUCUCUGAGGUUCAAGUAGAUGCUUCGGCAGAAGCUUCUGCUUUCAGACUAGUCGAGGGCUCUGCUGACAUGAUUUCUCAGGAGUUAAGAGAUUCGAGGCCUUAUUAUGAAGGAGUGCCACCCAACCGUUUAAUUGGCUCAGAACAUCAACGAGGUGCCUUGACAUGGGAGCCAAGAGGAAAUGUCAGGCAUGCUUCUGGACCUUGCUCUGAAACAUCAGCUGCUGGGUCAUUGUAUCCUUCCAAAAGCUCUAGAAAAGCAAGAGCUGCAUUAUCUGAUCGGCAUCGCAGGAUGAAAAUUGCUGAAAGAAUAGAUGCAUUGGGAGAACUAUUUCCAUGCUCUAAACAGGGUGGAAAAGCAUCUCAAAUGGAUGAAAUUAUUGAUCAUAUCAAAUAUCUGCAGUUCCAAAUGAAGGAUCUCAGUAGGAGCAGAUUGGGUGGUGAACCUACUUCUAUCCCGUUUGUAUUUCUUGAGGGGUGUGGGCAUUAUAUUCUUGAUGAAAAACAGAUUGAACCUCUGGAAGACACAAUGGGCAAGUUGCUGGAAGUGAAUCCUUCAAUGGCAACCCAAUUGCUGGAGAGCAAGGGCCUAUUUGUGAUGCCUAUGGCUCUGGCAGACGGACUGCAUCAUCAUGAGUAGAAACUGAAAAAAACAGCUUUGCAGUUAGUGUUCAAGAUCAUGUGGCAUCAUCAAUUUGUCGUCGUCGUCGUCCUCCUAAUACUGGCGUUCAAGAGACAAUUGUUAGUCCCUUGGUACCAAAAAACAGCGCACUGGUUCUCGAUCAGAAUGUGACACGAGAACAAAGAAAAAUGUUGAUCUAAGAAAUAAUUAGCGAGCUAAUAGCAGCAUUGAUGCCAAUUUCAUUUGACAAGCAGCGGUUUAUUUUUGAAGAAGUACACAAAUGAAGAAGAAAACACAAGAUUAAUGAAAGUUUGAAGCCAACUUUUCUUGCCAUUCGUGAAAAAUACGGAGAUAUUACAGAAGAUUGUCCUCUGGAGUUUGGUUAUGCUAUGCUUAAUUUUUCCCUAGAAGUAAUAUGUACGCUUGUCCAAGAACUCGAAAGAAAACAUUUGUAAUUCAGAGGGUUAAACUAGUUCACUUUUGAGAGUAAAAAAAAGAGAUCCUUAUAUAGGCCUUCUUAACUGUCAGCUGGCACCCCACUCUCUGUCAAUUCUUCCAUGAAAGUAAUUCCUUCCAUUUUUGUAAAUUUUGUUCUAUUUAAAAUUACAUGUACCAUCUGUUAAAUCAUUUUUUUAUUUC
Messenger RNA from Solanum dulcamara, 1674 nucleotides. Its product is annotated as transcription factor LRL1-like. NCBI's taxonomy places the organism in Eukaryota, Viridiplantae, Streptophyta, Magnoliopsida, Solanales, Solanaceae. The transcript has 9 exons. Bases 199 to 1053 code for a protein of 284 amino acids. Gene Ontology annotation, biological process: regulation of transcription by RNA polymerase II. Gene Ontology annotation, molecular function: RNA polymerase II cis-regulatory region sequence-specific DNA binding; protein dimerization activity; DNA-binding transcription factor activity, RNA polymerase II-specific. The record is from RefSeq and is a predicted model, not a curated record. Gene Ontology annotation, cellular component: nucleus.